Helianthus annuus (common sunflower) is the source of this 1073-nucleotide messenger RNA. Its product is annotated as protein THYLAKOID ASSEMBLY 8, chloroplastic. Gene Ontology annotation, molecular function: RNA binding; protein binding. Lineage: Eukaryota; Viridiplantae; Streptophyta; Magnoliopsida; Asterales; Asteraceae. The record is from RefSeq and is a predicted model, not a curated record. The coding region runs from base 51 to 740 and encodes 229 amino acids. Gene Ontology annotation, biological process: chloroplast organization; Group II intron splicing. The transcript is spliced from 2 exons.
CUUAAUAAUCGUAUCUGUUAAAUUAUUAUUAUCAUUAUCCUCACCUCUUUAUGGCAUCCUCACUGCGACUGUAUUUCCCACUCAAUCUUCCCCAAAAACCCACAACAAACCCUAGAUGCCACCACACUCCAAUACGGUGCGGUCCACGGGACAACCGUGGACCGCUCUACAAAGGCCGAACGUUAAGCAUAGAAGCAAUCCAAGCCGUCCAAUCACUCAAACGCUCACACCGUUCAGAUCCUACCAAUAACGACACCGUUUCCAGAACCUUAUCUCGUCUUGUGAAAUCUGACCUCAUUGCUGCUUUUAACGAACUUAUUCGACAGGAUCAGUUUGAUCUUGCGGUUAAAGUGUUCUCAGCCAUUAGAUCUGAAGACUGGUAUAAAACGGAUUUGAAUUUGUACGCCAAGCUUGUUUCGGCUAUGGCCAGUAAAGGUAUGACGGAUGAAAUUGACCGGCUGAUGUGUGAUGUGGAACCAGCGGAUGUGGUUUCGGCCGAGGGUAAGGGGCUAGUGACGGUUAUCAAGGCGUUGCUGGCGGCUGAUAGGGCGGAAUCGACGGUUAGGAUUUACGAGAUGAUGAAGGCGGGUGGAUGGAGGUGUAAUUCUUCAGCUGAUGAUUAUGUUGGUAAGGUGUUGAGUAGGGGGUUGAGGAGGUUAGGGAAGAAUAAGGUGGCUGAUGAGAUUGAUUUGGAAAUUGAGAGGGUGUCUGGUGGUGUAUUGGAAAAGAUAGGGGGUUGAAUUGUAAAAUUGCUGUUUAGAAAGUUAUUCAAGUAAGUUAAUAUAGUUUUUUUUUUUGUUUAAUCCCAAGGUUGUAGUGUUUAUAAUAAGUUUAGGACAAGUUACUCGAGACCGACUUGCUAAAAGUUUGAUUUGAGCCACUCAAGACCGACUUGCUACGAGUUUGAAUCAAGCCGCUCGAGAUUGGCUUACUAAAAGUUUGAUUCGAGCUCAAGCCUACAUAUAAGCUUGUUUAGUAAAAGAGACCAGCUACACAAACAGUAGCAGGCAAUGUUCCAAUAUGCACACUAUCACUUGAUAAAACCGAUGAAAAGAAAUUGGUCAGUUGUUUGU